AUGGCAAAGGAGAAGUCGGUAAACCCAGCAGAGGCCCACCGCAAGAACCAACGCAAGAAGGAAAUUCAGAAGAACAAAGAGGCUCGAAAGAAGGCACGCGAGUUUCAAAAUGCAAAGCAAGACACUACUCCGCUGGAAGACGAGAUUGCAGAUUUGGAGUCACAAGCUGAGCUCAGCAAACCCGAAAAGGGACGAUUGGCACAGCUGAAGCAGGAUCUCAAGCGGUUGCUCAAGACCAAAGAGGCCUAUCUCAAGGAGCACCCAGAACAUCGUAGUCUCAUCUACGCGAGUUCUCGGAAAAAGGAGCAAGGAGAAAGUUCAGGGCCUGUUGGGAUCGCCCCAGGGGAUAGAAACGUCUUUGGCAAGGAUGGGCUUCCUUUACGACCGGAGCGAAGUAUCUAUUACGACCCAGUGAUGAAUCCCUUUGGAGUUGCACCACCAGGAAUGCCCUAUCUAGAGCGACCACCAACACCGGAUCCUAUGCAGGGUAGCGAAGAAGAUUCAGACCUUUCCGACGAAGACGAUAUACCAAUGCCACCAGGUCCCCGACCCGGUGCCAUGGAGGAGGAUUCCGAGGCGGAAAACGUGGUACCAGCGUUACCUCCAGACUUCGUCCCGCCACUCCCACCAGGCCCAAUACCACCUACCGCCAUACUAGCACCAGGCUUCGUCCCGGCCUUUGUACCUCCCGUCCCACCUCCUCCAGGCCUUCCACCUCCACCAGCUGGUAUCCCAGCUGCACCGCUUGGAUUACCUGGAGGGUUCGUUCCUCCACCACCACCACCGACUGGAUUCCCUCCGCUUCCUCUUAAUAUGCCCGCUGUAUUGAAUCCACCAAACCUUCCACAAGGCGCAAUUCCACCACCACCCUUUGGAUUUCCAAACUUUGCACCCAACUUCCCCCCUGCUCCACCUUCUGGUCCCGUAUGGACCGCGCCAACUGUUCACGUUCCGCCUAUUGAUCCACUUCGUGCACAAACACAAGCACGCACCACAAAACCUCCACCUCCACCUUCCUCUCUUCCUGUUCAUCCAUCCCUUCCUGCACGACCUACCCCUGCACCUGCGACGAAGCGGGUGCUGGCGUUGGACGAUACGUCGAGUGGAGCGACGAUUAGCGCUGCACCAGAAUUACGUGACUUGAAGAAGGAAGUGACGGCCUUUGUGCCCCGUGGUAUUCGACAAAAGACUGAAAAGGCCAAACCACCAGCUGGUGCCACGGCGACAUCUGGUCCGGAAGAUACUAGGGAACCAGAGGAGGAGAAGCCAGACCUUAUGGCGACGUUGCGCAAUGCUGGUAUUGCCGCACAGAAGCAACUUCAAUCCGAGGACAAAUGA
Messenger RNA from Serendipita indica DSM 11827, 1338 nucleotides. Lineage: Eukaryota; Fungi; Basidiomycota; Agaricomycetes; Sebacinales; Serendipitaceae. The record is from the annotation of a GenBank genome assembly.